This is a messenger RNA of Manihot esculenta (cassava), 1573 nucleotides long. Its product is annotated as WD repeat domain-containing protein 83. Gene Ontology annotation, molecular function: protein binding. The transcript has 8 exons. Gene Ontology annotation, biological process: mRNA splicing, via spliceosome. Bases 187 to 1086 code for a protein of 299 amino acids. NCBI's taxonomy places the organism in Eukaryota, Viridiplantae, Streptophyta, Magnoliopsida, Malpighiales, Euphorbiaceae. Gene Ontology annotation, cellular component: catalytic step 2 spliceosome. The record is from RefSeq and is a predicted model, not a curated record.
AUGAGAGGCUUUAGGCAUGGAUAAUAAAACCUGAUUUCGGCGGCGGCCCAGUUAAGCAAAUUUCACUCCGAAAGGCCCAAUUCUAAUCUCGGAACUGGGACUAGGAGACCUCCUUCUGCUCGAGGACGGUAGCUGUUCCCGCCUGAAAAACGAAGAACCCACACAGGGAGUGGGAGUGAGAGAGAUAUGAGCGCGUCGGAUCUGCCAAGGAAGGAGGCCACGGUAUUAAGAGGCCAUGAAGGCGCAGUACUAGCCGCUAGAUUCAACGGAGACGGCAAUUAUUGCCUUAGCUGUGGCAAGGACCGCACCAUUCGUCUAUGGAAUCCCCAUCGUGGAAUCCACAUCAAGACCUAUAAAUCCCAUGGCCGCGAAGUCCGUGACGUCCAUGUCACUUCGGACAAUUCGAAGCUAAUUUCUUGCGGUGGUGACCGGCAAAUCUUUUACUGGGAUGUGGCAACUGGUCGUGUUAUUCGAAAAUUUCGAGGCCAUGAUAGCGAGGUGAAUGCUGUGAAGUUUAAUGAGUAUUCUUCUGUUGUAGUAUCAGCUGGUUAUGAUCAGUCAUUGCGUGCCUGGGAUUGUAGAUCCCACAGUACUGAGCCAAUUCAGAUCAUUGACACAUUUCAAGACAGUGUAAUGUCUGUUUGCUUGACGAAAACUGAGAUGAUCGCUGGAAGUGUUGAUGGUACUGUUAGAACAUUUGAUAUCCGCAUUGGUAGAGAGAUAGUAGAUGACUUGGGACAGCCUGUCAACUGUAUUUCCAUGUCAAAUGAUGGUAACUGUAUACUUGCAAGUUGCCUUGAUUCUACCUUGCGCCUGUUGGACAGAUCAACAGGUGAACUCUUGCAAGAAUAUAAAGGACAUACUUGUAAGUCAUAUAAACUGGAUUGCUGCCUUACCAACACUGAUGCCCAUGUGACUGGUGGAUCUGAGGAUGGUUACAUUUACUUUUGGGAUCUUGUGGAUGCUACUGUUGUGUCAAGUUUCCGCGCUCAUGCCUCAGUGGUAACAAGUGUGAGCUACCACCCAAAGGACAAUUGCAUGAUAACAGCCUCUGUUGAUAGCACCAUCAGGGUUUGGAAGAGUUAGUGACCGUGUGGAGUUGUCCAAGGGUGAAAAUGCUGCUGCAAGGAUCUUACUCCUCUUUGCAUCAGCAUUUUUUACUCUUUGUGGACUGGAUGGUGCACGCUGCACAGCAUCACGCUGUGGGACCAUAUGAGCUCUUAAGAACGAAAGCAAACAAUCUCUCAUGAUGUAUAGAUGCAAUUUCAAGAGAACAUUUGGACGAUUCACUACUCCAUUUCAAUGCAACAGCUGUAUAAAUUCACUUGCUGCCGUGGCUGUUCAUGGGAUGUUUUCUAUCCCAGCAUGCAAAUGCUGACAAAUAUUUUCUGUGUAUCGGGUUGAGGUUAGGAGUUCAAAACAACACCUUUUUAAAUGUUUAUUAAAAAGUUUAGUUAUUAUGAAGUUUCUAUGUUCAAAAUAUAUUUAACUUGUACUGUUUUCUAACGGUAAUGAGUGUGAAUUUUAAGUGACGUGAGAUAAAAAAUAGAAAUUGAUUACGACUUCUCAUUCA